CAACAACUAUCAUGCUCCGCCCAAGACAUCUCCCCCUCCGCUCCCUCGCCCGCGCUCCCCUCUCACGACCCACAUACCGCCCCACACCCCUCGCCCGCCGCCUCCUCUCCACCCCUCCCACCCCCAGAUCCACCGGCUCCUUCUACAUCUCCAAUGUCUUUCCCAUCAAAUUCGGCCGCCUUGACCCUCGCCCUGCCCUCGCUUCUCUACAGCAAGAGACAUUACUGGACAAGCUGCAUGCCAUAGCGAGUGGCGUAGACGCGCAUGGCUUCAGGGUGGAGAGUUUUGAAGUCAGCUGGAAAGAUGGAGGUGUAUUCAUGCACUACUCUUACGUGCCUCCAGCAGAGGACGUGACGCCAACAGCAGAUGCUGAGGCUGCCGAGGAAAAAGUCGCCAGACUAGGUGUGGAACCCGGACUCGCGAGCUGGACGAAGAACCUCCCCGGACGGCUGUUCAUCCCGCACCUCGAGGAGAGCGCCAAAGCGCACGGGGGAUGGCCGAGCUGGUUGGGCAAGUACUGGGCAAGCAAGCAGUGGAGUGAUAGGAAUAGAGAAGUACCGGGGCAUACGCUGUACUCGGCUGUGGAAGAGGAUGCGGAUGGGAUGGUUGAGGAAGGUGGCGGCUUGAGAAAGGGAAGUGUGGGGGGCGUUAGGGGGCUGCAGGCUGCUGCUGGUGGCGGAAGAGUAUGGGUGGUCAAGGGCAAGCAAUGGACAGAGGAUAUGAACAGGUUCGCCUCGAAUAGACUACGGGUCGAGUUUGAAGGCCCCGACGUCUCUCAAGAGAUGCUCUACACCCUCUUCAGACCCUACGGCCGCCUCGCAGACAUAACCCCCCCUUCCCCCGUCCCCUCUGGCUCCCUCCGAUACGCCGUCGUGUCCUACUCCGGCCUCACCCCCGCCGCCAUCGCCAUCAACUCGCUUCACGGCUAUUCUACCGCCACCAACAGCGCCGACUUUUCCCUUAGGGUAUCUUCUGCCAGAACACAAGGGGAGGGGGAGGAGAAGAAGCCGAUACCGAUGAGUCGGCUGAGGCUGUAUUAUGAAAGACCGUUGAAGGCGCAUGCGAUGAGGGAUUGGGUGAGCUCGCAUCCGAGGUUGGUGUUGCCGGUGGUAGCUUUCUUGAUCGGUACUCUGAGUUACACUUUCUUCGACCCCAUCCGAGAAUUCUUUGUAAGGUCCAAAUUGGAAGGCGUCUGGGAUAUCGAAAAGUAUUCCUUGAUCAAGACGCUCCGCUCCAAAUUCUCCCUCCCUACCUCCUUCUCCUUCCUGAACUCCUCCUCCUCUUUUUCCGACUCUUCAGACGAAGAGGGUCUCGGCCGCAAUGCCUGGAAAGACCGUAUCGAAGCUGAAAAGGGUGUCGAAUCCUGGCUCGCCGAGUAUCCUAGCACGUUCAUCGCCAUCACCGGUCCUCCAGGAUCUGGGAAAGGUAGUCUGGUGCAGAGAGUGUUGAAGCAGCAGGACAAGCCGGCGAUGGUUAUUGACUGUGAAGCUAUUGCAAAGGCGAAGAAUGAUGCGGGGCUUGUGAGCGCUUUGGCAGAACAAACUGGCUAUUACCCAGUGUUUUCCUUCAUGUCAUCCAUCUCUGGCUUGAUCGACCUCGCCGCGGUCGGCCUGAUCGGCCAAAAAGCAGGCUUCUCAACCCCAACCGACCAACAGCUCCGCCAGAUUCUCGAAACCGUCGGCUCCGCCCUCAAAGACGUCACUGCCCACGCCCUCAAAUCCCACGCUGACGACGUGCAGUACCAAAAAAGCCACCUCGAGCUCGAAAAACUCAAGGACAAGCGAAGGGAGAUGAUUAGGCGGGGGUGGCAUGAUGGGAGGUUGGAUUGUGUGGCUGGGAAUGGACUGAGUGAACUUGGGGGUGGGGAAGAGCCGUUUUGGGAGGCUGAUAUGGAUGAGGUGCAGCAGGAGAAGGUGGUGGUGAAGGAGAUUGGAGGGAAUGUGGCGCCGAUUGAAGGGGGAACGGUGGCUGUGACUACCGAAUCUCUUGGUCCCACGCCUUCUCGCCCCAUCAUGCCUCAACCAGCCUCCGAGACCCAACUCUCCAACGAGCUGGACCCCGAAUCAGACGCCAUCAAGUCUCUCCCCAUCAUCGUCCUCAAAAACUUUGCCCAAAAGACGGCCAAGGGCGAUCUCUGGAACGUGCUCGCCGAAUGGGGUGCCAGUCUUGUCGAAAACAAGAUUGCGCAUGUGAUUGUCGUUACGGAAGGACCGACAGCGACGAAGGCGCUGACAAAGUCGUUGCCGGCCAAGCCGUUGAACCUCGUAGGGUUGGCAGAUGCGGACGAGACCAAUGCGCUCGCAUACGUCUCUGAAAAACUCCGGCACCACUCUUCUUCCCCCAGACCCACCUCUUCCGACGACAAGAGCGUCAACACCCUCUCCGCCGAGGACAGCGCGCAAAUAGCCAAGCUUGGCGGACGUAUGGUCGACCUCGAAACGCUCGUCUACAAAGUCCGCUCGGCCGGGCUCAAGAUCCAAGAUGCGGUGGACGAUAUCAUUUUGAGGAAUGUGGUGGAGCUGAGGAAGGCGGCGUUUGGGGAUGAUAGUGUUGAUGCGAAGGGGUUGGCGUGGACGAGGGCGCAGGCUUGGAAGAUUGUGAAUGAGCUCGCAAAGAAGGGCGAGAUUCCGUAUGCCAAUGUGUUGCAAGAGUUCCCGUUCAAGGGGAGCGAGCAGAGCUUGAAGGCGUUGGAGGAGCAUGAGCUGGUAUCGGUGACGUAUGUGGACGGUCGGGCAUCGAUGGUGAAGCCUGGCAAGCCGGUGUUCCGAUACGCCUUCCAGGCUCUUGUCAAUGACCCGGUAUUCAAAGCUUCAUCCCAGAUCGAGUACAACACCGCCGUCAUCGCCAAAUCCGAAUCCGACAUCCAAAAGUACGAGCAAGAGCUCCAACAGCUCAAGAACAUUACCUCCGACGGCGGUUCCGAGGCUCUGGGUAUCUCUGGCGGAUGGCUGAGUUUAGGGUUGGGUGGGAAUAGGGCGAUUAGGGAUAGGGGACGGUGGUUGUUGGAUAAGAUGGGUGAUUUGGUGGAUAAGGUUGCAAAUUUGGAGAGGGAGAAUAAGGAGUGUGUCAAGGUUCUGAAGACGGGGAGAUGAGCAGGCGUAUUGAGAGAACGAAAAAAGAAGUACAGUACUCGAGUACUCGAGUCGCUAUCUUGAUGCACCACUGCGAAUCCAGCAA
Molecule: messenger RNA, 3177 nt
Organism: Cryptococcus amylolentus CBS 6039
Lineage: Eukaryota; Fungi; Basidiomycota; Tremellomycetes; Tremellales; Cryptococcaceae
Exons: 7
Coding region: 12-3092 (1026 amino acids)
Cellular component (GO): mitochondrial inner membrane
Molecular function (GO): RNA binding
Source: RefSeq, a predicted model, not a curated record